GGACACAGUCUGACACACUAUAAAGUGGGUUGAUUCAUGUUUGUUUUUCUCAGAGGAUUUAAAAGUCUUCUGAUCAUGAGAUAUUAUUUGAUUCUUUUAAUCUCCUCAACAAUAGUCUGCUCCUAUGAUAUGAAUGUUGUUCAGGAGGAUCGUUUAAAAAUAGUUAGACCUGGAGACGAUGUAAACCUUACUUGCACAUUUUCAAGCAGUUUGCAAACGACAACAGCAUGGAUUAAACAGGAUGCAGGAGGAAAAUCUCAACAUAUUGUAACUUUUUAUUUAACGCAACAAAGCAGCUCGAAUGAAGAUUUGAAAACAAAUCGUUUUAUUGUUGCCAAAGGAGAUGACAGUUUUAAUCUGACAAUUCUUAAGACAAAGACUUCCGACUCUGCAACUUAUUUCUGUGUAGUUUCAUCACAUUACAACAUUGGAAUGGGUGCGGGCACCAGUUUACUUGUCAAAGAUGCAGCUAUAGGCACACACACAAUUCUUCAGCAGUCUUUGAUAGACACGGAUCCAUCAGGGGAUUCUGUGACUUUGCAGUGCAGUAUCUUAACUGAGAGUUGUGCAGGAGGAUACAGUGUCUUCUGGUUCAAGCAAAGUUUGGGAGACUCACAUCGAGGAGUCCUUUACACCAAUGGAGAGAGAAAUGGUCAGUGUAAGAACAAUGAGAUUCAAUCUAAAGCACAGAGUUGUGUCUAUAAUCUCCUGAAGAGGAACCUCAGCCAUUCUGAUGCAGGGAUUUACUACUGUGCUGUGGCCACAUGCGGGGAGAUACUGUUUGGAAAUGGAACUGAACUGAAUUUUGGGAAGAGUGGUGAAAUGAUUCCAACUAUUCUUGCUCUUGGAACUUCAAAUGUCUUGUUUUUGAUUCUUGCUGUUUUUCUUGGAGUAAAACUAUUUAGGUGUUCAAAUAAAGAUCCCAAGACUCGAGAGAUUGAAACUGAAGACACCGUGAAUUAUGCAGGCCUUAGCUUUACCCAGAAGCCUCUCAACUCUCAAAGGGCCAGAGCAAACAUCACUCAAGAGCAGUCUCUGUACACACAGGUCCGAUCAUAUCAGUAACAAAUUCAGAGGAUUAUAGGAAAAUGUAAAUCUAUGUUAAUAGUCUGAAAAUGCUUUUUUUAC
Xyrauchen texanus (razorback sucker) is the source of this 1128-nucleotide messenger RNA. Its product is annotated as signal-regulatory protein beta-2-like. NCBI's taxonomy places the organism in Eukaryota, Metazoa, Chordata, Actinopteri, Cypriniformes, Catostomidae. The record is from RefSeq and is a predicted model, not a curated record. The transcript is spliced from 6 exons. The coding region runs from base 37 to 1065 and encodes 342 amino acids. Gene Ontology annotation, biological process: response to bacterium.